Messenger RNA from Engraulis encrasicolus (European anchovy), 2971 nucleotides. RefSeq lists its product as uncharacterized. The transcript has 5 exons. The coding region runs from base 29 to 2653 and encodes 874 amino acids. NCBI's taxonomy places the organism in Eukaryota, Metazoa, Chordata, Actinopteri, Clupeiformes, Engraulidae. The record is from RefSeq and is a predicted model, not a curated record.
GGCCUUUUGCAACACGUUACAAAUUUCAAUGACAAGGACCCAGUUUAUUGAACUUUGUCAGUCCAUCCUGAGAGUUGUCAGCCUCAGCUCAAUUACAGUGAUUUUACCAGCUGUUCUGCAUGGCAAAAAUCAUUUGGACAGCAUCUCACAUCUAUCCUCCAGUUGUGGUGCUGGACGUCCUUCACCUGCGAUUCCUGUUAAUGCUGGAUAUCAGAUUCUGCUCAGGAUAAGAGAGGCCGUGGCCAACUUCAGGAGGAAUAUUGGAUGGCGCCUUUCCUGUUGUCAUUUAGCAGUUGCAAGAUCCUCUUGCUGUUCGAUGUCUAACCUUUCAGCUGACAGCGACAAGAGCCAUACCCCCUCCUUGUCCGAACCUGCCGCAGUGCGAGAUAAAUCCUAUGACCAAGAUACAUAUGACCCACAGAGAUAUGAUAUGAUGUUGACAAAGCUAUUUUCUAGUGAAAGUAUUGACGUAGUUGCCAAGGAACUUGUCGGUCAGCUGCAUGGUGUUCUUCAGACCUCAUCUGCUCUACCAGAGGCUGCAAAAGUUCCUGAGGCGCUUUAUUCUUACACUGAGGCGGCCUUCAAGAAUUUGCUUCAGCCACACGUCCGCCAGCUUGUGGCCCAUAAUGCGCCAGAGAAUGUUUCUUCACCAGAUGCAUUUGAGACUGUCCCUGACACUGGAAUAUUAAGCGAAAUGCUCCUCGCAGCAUUGAGGAACUCUAAUUCUGCUCCUGCACUUGGACCUCAGGACAGUGUCAGAGAUGCAGCAGCAUCCAACAGCAUGGAGGACCAAAGCUCUUGCCAGAAACAUCAAAGCCUUGUUGGUUCAUUCAGCAGUCUGAUGGUCCAUCAGCUACUGGAUAUGAUGCACCAGUACUCAGUGGCACAAAAUCAGCAAGGCAGUCUUCAGGUUCAGGCAUCAUCUGUCACCAAUGAGCCAGAGACUACAAGUACAGGAAGGCCUUCCUCUACUGCGUCUUGGCUGCCCGUGUAUGAAGACAGAAAGGAUAAUGGCUGUUUCACCACGGUGCUGUUGCUGAGGCUACUGGCCAAAAUGAGGGAUGCACACACCGCCCCUGAGGACAAGAUGGUGAUGUCACAACAGCUGACUGAGAAACUUCUAGCCGAGUUCACUAGUGCCUCAGGAUCAGCAAGCGUUCAGGAGUAUCUCGGCAAUGUGAAGAUCCAGAGCAUCUACAAGACCAUGGAUACCUUCUUGGUGAAGAAGUUUGGACCGGAGGCUGUUCUGAGGAGGGCAGAGAAUACCCAGGAUGAAUCAUUUGAUGACAUCUUGCUGAUGAAACUGAGAGAAGAACUGUUGAGUAUUGAAUGGCGUAUUUCCUGUUGUCAUUCAGCAGUUUCUACAUCCUCUUGCUGUUCGAUGUCGAACCUUCCGGCUGACAACGUCAAGAGCCAUACCCCCUCCUUGUCCAAAGCUGCCACAGUGGGAGAUAAAUCCUAUGACCAAGAUACAUAUGACCCACAGAGAUAUGAUAUGAUGUUGAGAAAGCUACCUUCUAGUGAAAGUAUUGACGUAGUUGCCAAGGAACUUGUUGGUCAGGUGCAUGAUGUUCUUCAGACCUCAUCUGCCCUACCAGAGGCUGCAAAAGUUCCUGAGGCACUUUAUUCUUACGCUGAGAGGGCCCUCAAGAAUUUGCUUCAGCCACUCGUCCUCCCGCUGGUGGCCCAUAAUGCCCCAGAGAAUGUUGCUUCAUCCGAUGCAUGUGAGACUGUCCCUAACACUGGAGGAUUAAGCGAAAUGCUGCUCGCAGUACUGAAGAACUCUAAUUCUGCGGCUGCACUUGGACCUCAGGACAGUGUAAGAGAUGCAGCAUCCAACAGCAUGGACCAAAGCUCUGCUGACCAGAAACAACUGGAUAUUAUGCACCAGGACUCAGUGGCACAAAAUCGGCAAGGUGACCUUCAGGUUCAGGCAUCAUCUGUCACCAAUGAGCCAGAGACUACAAGCACAGGAAGGCCUUCCUCUGCUGCGUCUUGGCUGCCCGUGUAUGAAGACAGAAAGGAUAAUGGCUGUUUCACCACUGUGCUGUUGCUGAGGCUACUGGCCAAAAUGAGGUAUGCACACACCGCCUCUGAGGACAAGAUGGUGAUGUCACAACAACUGACUGAGAAAAUUCUAGCCGAGUUCACCAGUGCCUCAGGAGGAUCGCCAAGCUUUCAGGAGUAUCUCGGCAAUGUGAAUAUCCAGAGCAUCUACAAGACCAUGGAUACCUUCUUGGUGAAGAAGUUUGGACCGGAGGCUGUUCUGAGGAGGGCAGAGAAUGCCCAGGAUGAAUCAUUUGAUGACAUGUUGCUGAUGAAAUUGAGAGAGGAACUGUUGAGCAAGCAUGGCAUAGAAGUUCCAGCUGCUUCGUCUGCCUUAAGUGGCUCCUCCUCCCUUAGGCCUGCGUCUGCAGAAGCAGGUGGCCAAACUCCCAGGAAGAACAAAUGGAGACUAAAGAUCCCAAAGAGACGCAGCUCCAAGGUUGCUCCAGUUAACAGCGCUUCCAACAUAGGUCUGCAGGGAGAGACGGCCGCUCCUCGCGCUCCAUCUGAUGAUUCAGGCACCGCUGUGCCUGCUGCUGAUGAGCUGAAGUCUCGAAAGCGCCCUUGGUACCAUAUCUUCACCGCCUGCUUUCGACGCUCAAGCUGAAACUUGACCAGCCAACCUCAGUACCCGUUUCAACCCAACCCCUUUUACCUCACCACCAUCCACUUCACUUAACCUCACAACACGUUUCACCUCACCCAAUCCUCUUUCACCUCACCAGAGUUUGUACCCAACACCCUCCAGCAAUACUCCCUCUUCCUUUAUAAAAACACAAAACAAACAUAAAAAUAAAACAAAACGUCGAAACAACCAACCAAAAAAAUCAAAUCCCAUCCACUCCAUAUCCUACUCACGCACACACACACACACACAUACACAAACACACAUUUACAAAAUAACAAAAUAUAAAAUAAAAUAAAA